This is a messenger RNA of Prosopis cineraria, 1480 nucleotides long. RefSeq lists its product as uncharacterized. Gene Ontology annotation, molecular function: zinc ion binding. The transcript is spliced from 2 exons. Bases 484 to 1182 code for a protein of 232 amino acids. The record is from RefSeq and is a predicted model, not a curated record. NCBI's taxonomy places the organism in Eukaryota, Viridiplantae, Streptophyta, Magnoliopsida, Fabales, Fabaceae.
UCGACACGCAUCGACGGACAGAAUCAAUAUAGCCCAGCGAUUAUUCUGCUCUAUUAUUAUUCUUCGAAUUAUUUGUAAGCUUCUUCCAGGUCUGUGUCCCACUCCUUUAUCAGCGAAGAAAUCUCAGAGACCGUAUGUGCAUCACUGGACAUUUCUUUCCUCCUACGCAGACCGCAGGGUCAAUGUCGAUGUCUUCUACAAGAGCACGAGUCUGUGUCUCGUAGACCAUUCUUUGCCUCCUUAAUACUCCUCUCCCCACCACUUCUCUGUUUAAAGUGAGCAUUCUCGAUCUUCGAGCCUCAAAUCAUUCCCAACUCCUUAAUUUUUUCCGAGCAAGCAUUAUUGGAGUGGAAGGAUCACCUAAUCCAAUUCCGAUUUCUUUAAUCCUUUUCUCUCUUUCCCUCGCCUUUCUUCUUCUAUAAGACGUCGAGAAUGAAGUGAAGGAGCAUUUCUUUCAUACUCUGUCCUGUUGGGUCUCUGAAAAUGUCGAGCAUACAGAUGCCCCAUGUAGAUUUAGAGCAAGGAGGUCACCAUCGUUCGGUUGUCGCGAGUGACGUCAGCGCUGACGGGAGUGUAUGCUUCUCUGACGCCGAUGAUGGGUCCUGCUAUUCUCAUUUCUACUCGACCUACGGUGGUUCAUACGACGAUUGUAGUUUCGCGUGCGUUUCUGAUUCUGAGGUUAGAUGUGUUGCUGAUUCUAGGAGAACUUCUUCUGUGACUGAUUGUUCGGUGGAAGUGGAAAUUGAAAGUGAGGUUCCUGAAAUUAAGGUGCAUUUGGCCAAAGUAGAGAGAGAUUGUAGGAUUUGUCACUUGGGUUUGGAGAGUGAUAGCAAUGAUGAGUCUGGGAUUCCCAUUGAAUUGGGAUGCUCUUGUAAGGAUGAUUUAGCUGCUGCUCACAAACACUGUGCUGAGGCCUGGUUCAAGAUCAAAGGGAAUAGGACUUGUGAAAUUUGUCACUCGGUCGCCCGGAAUGUUUAUGGAGGGAACAAGGAGGUAACGGAGCAUUCAAGUGAAAGCAAUAAUGCUCCUAGUGCAGCUGCAACAGCAGUCUCCACACCAGCACCUUCUGCGGAAACUGGAAGAUUCUGGCAUGGCCAUAGGUUCCUGAACUUUCUGCUUGCUUGUAUGGUUUUUGCUUUUGUCAUAUCAUGGCUUUUUCACUUUAAUGUACCUUCAUCCUAAUUAACAGAGAGGCAAAGUUAAAAAAAAAAAAAAAAAGGAAAGAAAAGUUGUUUUGGGGGGGGGGGAGCCAAAAAAAGGGGGAAAGAACAGGAAGAGAGAAAGCCUACUCAAGCAAGCACAGUAAAUUGUUGCUUUGAGGAUGAACAGUUUCAGUUUGAGGAUCGGUCCUCAAUUAUUGAGGACUAUAUAACUUGUGUUUAGAACUGUAGAAUGUUGUAUUGAAAUGUAAAGGUUCACGAGCGAACCCAGGAAGAAUUCUUUAUGGUGGUCAACUUUUGAGUCAAAUUUUGAUUCAUAA